Messenger RNA from Rhizoctonia solani, 573 nucleotides. RefSeq lists its product as uncharacterized. NCBI's taxonomy places the organism in Eukaryota, Fungi, Basidiomycota, Agaricomycetes, Cantharellales, Ceratobasidiaceae. Bases 1 to 573 code for a protein of 190 amino acids. The record is from RefSeq and is a predicted model, not a curated record. The transcript has a single exon.
AUGGGCGGUGGUAUGGGGAUGAAUGGCAUGGGUGGAAUGGGUAUGAAUGGCAUGGGAAUGGGAGGUCCAAUGGGUGGAAUGGGUAUGAGUGGUAUGGGUAUGAACGGUAUGGGUAUGCCUGGGAAUAUGAACAUGGGAAUGGGCAUGGGUGGUAUGGGUAUGAACGGCAUGAAUGGCAUGAACCCAGGGAUGAACGGCAUGAACAUGGGUGGCAUGGGUCCUGGGCCGGGAAUGCGCGGUGGAAUGGGUAUGCCUAACAUGGGUAUGAAUCAUAUGGGAAUGGGAAUGGGCGGUAUGGGUGGUAUGGGUAUGAACCCCAUGGGGAUGGGGAUGGGAGGUCCGAUGGGUAUGAAUAUGAACAUGGGUAUGAUGCCCGGCCCAGGCCCGAACCCAAUGAUGAACCCACACCACGGCCAAAAUUGGACAAACCCAUACGCAAAUCAGCAACCACUUGGGAACGAGAGCGCAUACCAACGACUACCAGUCCAUAAUCGACGAAAGAAGCGUGAUCGUCCGAGCGAUUUUGUCGAAGUUGGGGGAGAACAGGCCAAAGUCCCGAGAUAUUGGGAAUAA